AUGAAAACAAAAAAUGAUAAUUGGAGUGGUUCGCGGGGAAUCCGUUUAAUGGAUUUCAUUAAAUGUCCGUUGAGUUACCAUACCAAUUUUAUUAGUAUGGUUUUAUUUAUAGUUGGUAGUACGUUUUUUAUUUUUGAUUUAUUAUAUGUUACGGGAUGUAUUAUUUUUGCAAUUGCAUCAGCAAUGUGUUUCUAUAGUAAUGUAAUAGGAGCAUAUACAAUUGGGUCAGAAAAUAAAAAGGAGUUUUAUGGAUAUAUAAAUUAUUCGCUGGGAUGCUUUAUUUUUGUAAUAGGGUCAAUCUAUUCUUGUUUCAAAGAUGAUGCUUUAUCAGUGAAGUUAUUUAUUUUUGGAAGUACUGCUUUUCUUGUUGGAGCAUUGUGCUUUGUAUAUAGGCUAAGUUAUAGAGAAGUAAAAACCAUGGAUUGGAAAGUUAUAUUGGUAUAUGUAGUAAAUAUAUUAGGAUCAAUAUUAUUUACUAUUGCGAGCUUUUUAUAUUUUUACCCUCAGUUUUACAUUUACGCAUGUUAUUUGUAUAUUGAAGGCAGUAUAUUAUUUACUUUGGGUACAUGGUUUGAUUAUAUUAUUUAUAUAAAUAGCAAUAUCAUUUUACCCAAUUAA
Plasmodium vinckei vinckei is the source of this 618-nucleotide messenger RNA. RefSeq names its product conserved Plasmodium protein, unknown function. The coding region runs from base 1 to 618 and encodes 205 amino acids. Lineage: Eukaryota; Apicomplexa; Aconoidasida; Haemosporida; Plasmodiidae. The record is from RefSeq and is a predicted model, not a curated record. The transcript has a single exon.